UCCUUUGAAUGCAAGUGGCGCGGUAUGGGAAGUUUCAUGCACAGUGCUGUUCGUUCCAUUGUAGGAGUGUAAAUUCGGCAUUUGUCAAUGCAUGUGUUCAGCAAAAAAGCGUUUGUUUUGGUCAGCGUGUGGAAGCAUUAUUGCUAGCUAAAUUACAUUAUGUUUCUACUUGGGCACAGUCAUUGGUUCCUUUCUAAGGUUAUUUGGUGGAGAGCUGCUGCCAGCACUGCAUGGACAGUGUUGCUGUUACCAGUCACCACAGCUUUGUUCAUAGUUUUGAGCAAAGCUAGUUUGUUCCAUCCCAUCCAGUGGAUUUCUGAAUCCGUGAGUCUCUUCUAUGGCUCCUACGUCAUUUUCUGUCUCCUCAUCCUUACUGCGGUUGUGCUGUUUGUUGGGUUCUUCAACCUGGAAUAUUACACCGUGGUGCCCUCCAUCCCUUGCACCAGGAUAGCCCUGUUGGGAAAAGUGCUUCAUCCUCAGCAGUUUGUCCACUCGUUGGCCCAUUGCAUGAUGGGCAUGGUGGUGGCAUGGUGUGCGUCUGUGAUGAUCGGAGGGAGAUAUAAAUUCAUAGCCUCCCCAUGCACUGAGGAUAGCGGUGGCAGUGCUCAUCAGAUGUGUCUAAAUGAGUAUCAUCUCUUCUUGCUAUUGGCUGGAGCCUUUAUUGGAUACAGUUACAGCCUUCUUGGAGUGGUUAGAAAUAUGAACUAUGUUUCAUUUCACACCGUACAGCAGUUCAAGUACCUGCGUUUCAAGGGAGCACUGCCUCUGGUUGUGAAGUACAGUGCAGUUCAGUCGUUGUAUUCAUUACGGAACUAUUGCAUUUUCUAUUUUUUCUUCGGAUAUGUGCCCAGAGCCUGGAUUUGUACUACAAUGAACCUUCAUAAAAACAGCUCUGUCACUGCCCUGGACACAGUCGCUGGACUCCUGGACCUCUCCUUGCUUUACCAUCUGUGGAUCAGUGGCACCUUCCUUCUGGUCAUCUGGUACACCACCAUGCUUCUCUUCAAGAUUUACAUCAGUGAGGCGUACAGUGUACCUGUGCAGUCAUCAUUUUCUGAGGACAUAUUCCAAUGCCUUCCUGCAGUUUUAAGUGGCAAAGAACCAAUGAUUUUAAAGUUUUUAGCCCUGCAGGACUUGGCUUUGUUGUCUCAACACUCCCCAUCAAGAAGACAAGAAGUCUUUAGCCUGAGUCAGCCUGGUGGUCAUCCUCACAAUUGGAGUGCCAUAUGUAAGGAGUGUCUGUCUCUCAUCAAUGACCUCACUCAGAGGCUGGUGACUUACCAUGAAGUUGUUUCCUUCAAUGGGAGGGCCAAGCCACAGUCCAUCGGCAGAGAUCAGCAGUCCACCUCCUCAGACAGCUCAGUGGCAUCAGGUAUGGAAGAACUGGCAAAAACUCCCUGGGUGAGUUCAGCGAGCCACACCACUGGAGUUAUGCCCCUAAGAUCUUCUAUGACAGCCAUGUCCGGCCCCCAGGCAGCUGGCUUCACCCCCAAGUCUGAUAGCCCGUUUGCUUCUCCUGCCAUGAAGCGCCUGGUUGGGGGGCAGGACCCCUUCUCACCCUGGUUUGGCUCAGUGCAGAGCCCUCAUGUGACCAGGAGGAGGCCCAAGCUGUGGACUUCCUCUACAGCAGGGUCUCCUCUAAAUGGCAGUCCUUCAGCCUCCCCAGCUGAAUCGCCCAUCCCUUCUCCUGCCACGCGCACACCAAGCUUCCUCACCCUGUGGGUCCACAACCGACAGGAGCAGGUUAAAAAUUUCUUGGCUAAGCGGGCACUGAUAAUGUACUUAUUUAAUAAGCUUCCAGAAGCCUCAAGUCAAGCCCUUUUUGCUGACAGUCAAGCUCACAUUUGGGCGCUGGAAGGCUUAUCCCAUCUAGUUGUGGCCUCGUACACAGAAGACCGAUUUGGUGUGGUACAGACUACGUUUUCCAGCAUACUGAGCUCAAUGCUGAUUUUGCAAGAGGCAGUGGACAAGCACUUCAAGUUGCCCCAUGCCUCCAGCAAACCUGUACGGUCUUCCUUCAACCUUGAGGAUACAACCUACAAAACUCUACGUUUCGCACUGAGAGCAGCCCUGAAGACGGCCAUCUACAGGAUUACAACCACUUUUGGCCAGCACAUAUAUGCUGUGCAAAUGUCAGGAGAGCAUCGAAAGAGGCUCCAACAGUUCAUGGAGUACAGAGAGUAAUUCCACUGUCCUACAGAUUUGUGCCUUACUGCUGGAGGUGCUUAUUAAUCCACUGAGCCUUGAGACUUUAUAAAUAUUUUCGGUGGUCUUUUGGGUUCCAGUUGGGAUUUAAAGAUCUCAGAGUUUUUGGGAGGUUCUUGUCUCUCAUGAUUGGAUUGGUAUUAGUAUUACAGAGAUGACAUCAGUUUUAGUUUCCUUUUUUUUGUUUUGUUUGUUUUACAAAGUUUAUUUUCCAACUAAGAUAUGUAAUCUUGGAACUAUAUGCAUUCAGUUAACAACUUUGUUGUUUGGCAUAAAAAUAAAUAAAAAAAAUUUCCAAUUCA
Molecule: messenger RNA, 2507 nt
Organism: Anguilla anguilla (European eel)
Lineage: Eukaryota; Metazoa; Chordata; Actinopteri; Anguilliformes; Anguillidae
Gene: ndc1
Product: NDC1 transmembrane nucleoporin
Exons: 18
Coding region: 160-2184 (674 amino acids)
Biological process (GO): nuclear pore organization
Cellular component (GO): nuclear pore transmembrane ring
Molecular function (GO): protein-macromolecule adaptor activity
Source: RefSeq, a predicted model, not a curated record